AUGUCCAAAGCUGAUGAAGUUGUGUCUACUGUUGAGGAGUAUAAAUCUCUGUAUCAGAAGCAUGGUUGCAGUUCUGAAGGCAAAGAAGAAGAAGAAGAAGAGAGGAAGUCUAACUACUAUGAUAAGUCAAAUACAUACUAUGAUGUGGUCACUCGCAGUUAUGAAUCUCGCUGGGGAGAAUCCUUACAUUUUGCAUCAAGAUGGAAAGGGGAAACAUUUAGAGAGAGCAUAAAGCGACAUGAGCACUUCAUUGCUCUCCAGCUUGGCUUCAAGCCUGGACAAAAGGUUUUAGAUGUUGGAUGUGGAAUUGGGGGACCAGCAAUAGAAAUCUCUCGUUUCAGCAAGACAUCAGUAACAGGGUUGAACAGUAAUGAGUACCAAAUAAGCAGAGCAAAGAGUGUUUCAUACUGUUUCCUUCCCUAA
Neltuma alba is the source of this 423-nucleotide messenger RNA. RefSeq names its product cycloartenol-C-24-methyltransferase-like. NCBI's taxonomy places the organism in Eukaryota, Viridiplantae, Streptophyta, Magnoliopsida, Fabales, Fabaceae. The coding region runs from base 1 to 423 and encodes 140 amino acids. Gene Ontology annotation, cellular component: endoplasmic reticulum. The transcript has 7 exons. Gene Ontology annotation, molecular function: sterol 24-C-methyltransferase activity. The record is from RefSeq and is a predicted model, not a curated record. Gene Ontology annotation, biological process: sterol biosynthetic process.